This is a messenger RNA of Daktulosphaira vitifoliae (grape phylloxera), 850 nucleotides long. RefSeq lists its product as uncharacterized. The transcript is spliced from 2 exons. Lineage: Eukaryota; Metazoa; Arthropoda; Insecta; Hemiptera; Phylloxeridae. The record is from RefSeq and is a predicted model, not a curated record. The coding region runs from base 44 to 850 and encodes 268 amino acids.
UAUUGUGAAAAUAUUUUAUCAUUUUUCAACUAAGAAAAUCGUAAUGGGAUUUUUGCCAGUAAAAAUGAAUACAACAUUGUUGAUUGCAAUUACAAUAGUGGCAUUAAUAGUGACUACAAAAGGGCAACAAUUAAGUCAAUCUGGCUGUAUAUGCACACAACACGGGCAAGGAGAUGGCAAAAAUAAUGGCACACCAAUAGUGCAUACUAAAGAUAACAAAGACAUAUUUGAAGUUUUCAUCACAUUUCCCGAAGAUAUAGUUUUGAAAUUCUUCGAACAAAAAAAACUCACUGAAAUAGUUGAGGCUUUCAAGAAUCACAUUAAAAUUAAAAAUGAACAAACAAAAGAGGCUUUAAAAAAGAUCUUGUAUCAGUUUUAUUCUAUUCAUAAGCAAGUCGACCAAGAUAUUGAUAAUUUGAAGCAAUUUUUAAAACAGAAUGGACAAGGAGAUGGCAAAAAUAAUGGCACACCAAUAGUGCAUACUAAAGAUAACAAAGACAUAUUUGAAGUUUUCAUCACAUUUCCCGAAGAUAUAGUUUUGAAAUUCUUCGAACAAAAAAAACUCACUGAAAUAGUUGAGGCUUUCAAGAAUCACAUUAAAAUUAAAAAUGAACAAACAAAAGAGGCUUUAAAAAAGAUCUUGUAUCAGUUUUAUUCUAUUCAUAAGCAAGUCGACCAAGAUAUUGAUAAUUUGAAGCAAUUUUUAAAACAGAAUGGACAAGGAGAUGGCAAAAAUAAUGGCACACCAAUAGUGCAUACUAAAGAUAACAAAGAUAUAUUUGAAGUUUUCAUGNUACUAAAGAUAACAAAGACAUAUUUGAAGUUUUCAUCACAUUUCCCGAAGAUAUAG